GGCCCGUGGAGGGGGGGGACCGUGUGCUGGGCUGCGUGGGCGAAAUGAGGGGUCGGGGGAGUCGUGAAUGGGUAAUUCUAAACGCGGAUGCUCCCGCCCACGCGGUUGGCAUUUGGUAGAGGCUGCAGGCACCGUCCACUGAUCCCCCUCCCAUCUGCCCGGCGUCAGCUCUCCUCCUUUCCAACACUCCCCUUUCAAAUCACCGCCUUCCCAUUGGUCCCCGUGUCCGCGCUCCUUAUCCUUCGUCUGACUCUUCGCGCCCGAUCGGGUAUGUGGUCGACGACGCCGGGUAGAAUCGUAAAUUGGGCUCUCUAUGGCGCAAUGACUAUCUCCAUCAGGCGCGCCGGGAAAGAGAUUCCUUGGGUCCAGAACACUGCUCCGUACCCAGUUGUCGGGCAAUGGUUGUUGCUACGUCGAUGUUGCACUUGUUUUAGGGUGAGGCGCAGGCGGACGAUAACGAAGCCUGGAGCGCGAUAGUGCCCUGGGGCGCUAGCUGUCACUUCCUGCCCCUCUCCAAUCACAUUGUCAGUAUUUGUCAGGAGCCUUCGUGUCGCAGGAAUGGCUUGGAAUCCCGGCAGUUGGUCCGCCUCUGCAACUACCUACACAACAAGUAAUUCAUCGGCAUUCAUUCUUACUUUUGUCUUUUCUGACAUUGGUUCACGGCCCUGGCGCUC
Molecule: messenger RNA, 674 nt
Organism: Aplosporella prunicola CBS 121167
Lineage: Eukaryota; Fungi; Ascomycota; Dothideomycetes; Botryosphaeriales; Aplosporellaceae
Exons: 1
Coding region: 88-477 (129 amino acids)
Source: RefSeq, a predicted model, not a curated record